GGUUGUGUAUUUUCUUGGAUAUUAGUUGCGCGUGUGGGGCCUUUCUUUAACUGUCGUUCUUGUAUAUUUUUUGUGAUGAAAACGACAAGGAAAUAGAUAUACGGAUCCACUUUCUUCGGUAUUAAUUUCAAUGUUCCUAGUCAACCUUCUGUGUUAAUUGUAUACAGAGCCUCUUUAUAGUUUCUUCCUCAAGAUAGCUCCCUUUAGAGAUCUGUAAUACUGAUCCUCUUUCCAUCAUACUCGCUAAUGGAUUCUUCUUUUUUCCUCACCACUGUUGCUGCUGCAAUAGGACUCUUAACUCUUCUGAGAAAACUUCGUUUACAUCAAGAAGGAAACAGAGAAAAGGAUCCUUCUUCUUCAUCACCCUCGUCUACUUUGUCUCCUUCAAUAGUUCCUCCACCUUCAUCUUCUCGCAUCUGGACGCAUGAUGUCUUUCCAAGCUUCCGUGGGGAAGAUGUCCGCAGAAACUUUCUUAGUCACAUUCAGAUGGAGUUCGAAAGAAAAGGAAUCACUCCGUUCAUUGAUAAUGAAAUCAAAAGAGGAGAAUCUAUCGGUCCCGAGCUCAUAAGGACGAUCAGAGGAUCUAAGAUCGCAAUUAUCUUGCUCUCUAGGAACUAUGCCUCCUCAAAAUGGUGUCUUGAUGAAUUGGUUGAGAUUAUGAAGUGCAGAGAAGAGUUGGGUCAAACUGUGAUGGCUGUUUUCUAUGAAGUGGAUCCUUCUGAUGUGAAAAAUCUAGCAGCAGAUUUUGGGAGAGUCUUUAGAAAAACUUGUGCUGGUGAAACGAAGGAAAACAUUGGGAGAUGGAGACAAGCUUUGGCAAAAGUGGCCACAGUAGCUGGUUAUCAUUCAAGCAACUGGGAUAAUGAAGCGGCCAUGAUCAAGAAAAUCGCCACUGAUAUUUCGAACAUUCUGAAUAAUUUCACACCAUCAAGUGAUUUCAAUGGGUUAGUUGGGAUGGGAGCCCAUUUGAAAAAGAUGGAACCAUUGUUAUGCCUAGGAUCAGAUGAAGUGAGGAUGAUUGGGAUUUGGGGUCCUCCUGGGAUUGGGAAGACCACAAUCGCUAGAGUAGCAUAUAACCAACUCUCCAACAGUUUUCAACUGAGUGUAUUUAUGGAUGAUAUCAAAGCAAACUCUUCAAGACUGUGUUCCGAUGACUACAGCGUAAAGUUGCAAUUACAGCAACAGUUUAUGUCACAAAUAACCGAUCAUAAGGAUAUGGUUGUAUCUCAUUUGGGAGUUGCCUCAAAUAGGUUGAAGGACAAGAAAGUUCUUGUUGUUCUUGAUGGCGUGGACCGGUCAAUACAACUAGAUGCGAUGGCGAAAGAGACUUGGUGGUUUGGUCCCGGAAGUCGGAUUAUAAUCACAACACAAGAUCAGAAACUUCUUAGAGCACAUGGAAUUAACCAUAUUUACAAAGUGGAUUUUCCAACAAAUGAUGAGGCUCUUCAAAUCUUUUGUAUGCAUUCUUUUGGUCAAAAGUCCCCUAAAGAUGGUUUUGAGGAGCUUGCUCGGGAAGUUACACAACUUUCUGGUGAACUCCCUUUGGGGCUAAGGGUUAUGGGUUCCUACUUCCGGGGAAUGUCUAAGCAAGAGUGGAUAAAUGUGCUACCAAGAUUAAGGACUAGUCUUUAUGCUGAUAUUCGAAGCAUUUUGAAGUUCAGCUAUGAUGCUUUAGAUGAUGAAGAUAAAUAUUUAUUUCUUCAUAUAGCCUGCUUCUUCAGCUAUGAAGAGAUUCACAAAGUGGAAGAGUAUCUUGCAAAAAAGUUCGUGGAAGUGAGGCAAAGACUUAACGUCUUAGCUGAGAGAUCUCUCAUAUCUAUCGACUGGGGAGUUAUAAAGAUGCAUAGUUUGCUCGAAAAACUAGGUAGAGAAAUUGUUUAUAAACAAUCUAUUCAUGAUCCUGGACAGCGCGAGUUUCUAUACGACUGUAGAGAGAUUUGUGAAUUGCUGACUGGUGACGCAACAGGUAGUAAAAGUGUCAUAGGGAUAAAGCUGGACUACUACAAAAUAGAGGAAGAAUUAUAUGUAAGUGAGAAAGCCUUUGACGGAAUGUCAAAUCUCCAAUUCUUACAAGUCAAUGGUUAUGGCGCUCCAUUGCAAUUAACCCGAGGUCUGAACUAUUUGUCUCAUAAACUUCGAUUACUACAUUGGAGUCAUUUUCCAAUGUCAUGUUUUCCUUGCAAUGUAAACUUGGAAUUCCUUGUCGAACUAAUCAUGAUUGGCAGCAAGCUUGAGAAGUUGUGGGAAGGAAUUAAACCGCUUCGAAGUCUCAAGUGGAUGGAUUUGAGUGAUUCUGUAAACUUGAAGGAGCUUCCUAAUCUCUCAACUGCCACUAACCUUGAGAAAUUGUAUUUACGUAAUUGCUGGAGUCUAAUCAAACUCCCUUGCUUGCCUGGAAAAAGUAUGGAGGAACUAGAUAUAGGUGGAUGCUCAAGUCUUGUGCAGUUUCCCUCCUUUACUGGGAAUGCCGUUAAUCUCCUCAAAUUGAAUCUUGUCAGUUUCCCAAAUUUGGUGGAGCUCCCUUCAUAUGUUGGGAAUGCCACCAACCUGGAGAAUUUAAAUCUUAGUAACUGCUCGCAUCUGGUGGAACUUCCUCUCUCGUUUGGAAACCUGCAGAAGUUGCAGACACUGAUAUUAAAAGGAUGCAGUAAGCUAGAGAAUUUUCCCAACAACAUCACCUUGGAAUUUUUGAAUGAUCUUGAUCUCGCUGGAUGUUCAACUCUUGAUCUCAGUGGAUUCUCCACUAUCGUAAAUGUCGUCAAUCUUCAGACAUUGAAUUUAAGCAGUCUACCACAAUUGUUGGAGGUACCUUCCUUCGUUGGGAAUGCCACUAAUCUAGAGGACUUGAUACUUAGUAAUUGCUCAAAUCUGGUGGAACUUCCUCUUUUCAUUGGAAACCUUCAGAAGUUGAAAAGGCUGAGAUUAGAAGGAUGCAGUAAGCUAGAGAUUCUUCCCACCAACAUCAACUUGGAAUCUUUGUUUGAACUUAAUCUCAAUGAUUGCUCCAUGUUAAAGUGUUUUCCUGAGAUCUCCACAAACAUUAGAAAUCUCUACCUCAUAGGAACUGCAAUAGAACAAGUGCCUCCCUCGAUCAGUUCAUGGUCUCAUCUUGAUGAGUUGAAGAUGUCAUACUUUGAAAACCUCAAGGAAUUCCCUCAUGCUCUUGAAAGAAUCACAUGCAUGUGCUUGACUGACACAGAGAUACAAGAGCUUCCUCCAUGGGUCAAGAAAAUCUCUCGUCUGAGUGUAUUCGUGCUCAAGGGAUGCCGAAAGUUGGUAACACUCCCAGCCAUUUCGGAGUCCAUCCGUUACAUGGAUGCAAGUGACUGCAAGUCCCUGGAGAUACUAGAGUGCUCCUUUCACAAUCCACAGGCUUGGCUCCACCUUGCCAACUGCUUCAAACUGAAUCAAGAAGCGAGAAACCUCAUCAUCCAGAAUAGUUGUAGAUAUGCAGUCUUACCAGGUGGACAAGUGCCUCCACACUUCACUCACCGAGCUACUGGUGGAGGUCCAUUGACAAUCAAGUUGAACGAAAAGCCUCUUCCAAAGUACAUGAUAUUUAAAGCUUGCAUCUUGCUGGUUUAUAAAGUUGACCAUGACGCUUGCUCUGAAGUGAACUCGAUGGAAGUGGAUGUCAUAUAUCAAAAUAGCAAUAAAAAGCUGUAUCCGGCUUUAGCAGAGCAUCUGUACAUAUUUCGAGUCGAAGCGGAGGUUACUUCCAGCGAGCUUUUCUUUGAGUUCAAGCUGAAAAGGGAUGAUGUUUGGAAGAUAGGAGAAUGUGGGCUAGUCCGAGACGUUGAGGUCCCUUCAUGUUGAUGAGAAUUUGAGAGGUGGGGUAGCCAUGCGGAUUUGAAACAUAUAAAGUUAUUGGGUCUCUGUUUUUUGUUUUCUAGUGUAUUUCUCUGUGUUUUUACUCAACUAUAUAUAUAUGUACCUGGAACUCUAAUGUGGCUGAGGAGAUCAAUGUCACGCAUGUGUUGACGGAUAUAACAAUUGAAGAGCCGGAUCCCAGAGGAUCAGCCGAGAUGAAAAGAAUGGUAACGCUAUAUGUAGAGCCUUUGGUACACUUAUAAGUAACACUUAGUGCUGAUUGCUGAAUAGGCUUGUUACUGUCUGUCAUGUUGCAGUUUGUUAGAGCGAUGUGCACAUUUUUGUUAACUCAUAUAUCUUAAUCUUUUUUUUUCUUACCGUUGAA
Messenger RNA from Brassica napus (rape), 4195 nucleotides. Its product is annotated as disease resistance protein TAO1-like. Gene Ontology annotation, biological process: defense response; signal transduction. Bases 247 to 3816 code for a protein of 1189 amino acids. The record is from RefSeq and is a predicted model, not a curated record. Lineage: Eukaryota; Viridiplantae; Streptophyta; Magnoliopsida; Brassicales; Brassicaceae. The transcript has 4 exons. Gene Ontology annotation, molecular function: ATP hydrolysis activity; ADP binding.